Molecule: messenger RNA, 2770 nt
Organism: Sinocyclocheilus anshuiensis
Lineage: Eukaryota; Metazoa; Chordata; Actinopteri; Cypriniformes; Cyprinidae
Product: RGM domain family member B-like
Exons: 3
Coding region: 371-1678 (435 amino acids)
Biological process (GO): BMP signaling pathway
Cellular component (GO): plasma membrane
Molecular function (GO): coreceptor activity
Source: RefSeq, a predicted model, not a curated record
UGGGGAAAGACGGGGCUAGAUUUCCUUGUGGCGGAGAAAUCUGAUGUGUAGGCAUACUAGGCAACAUGACUCGGGCGAUCGCGGGGCGCAGAUUAAUUUUAGCACGUAAACAAAAUACUUUCGUACUGAUUAUCUUCACCGAAUAGAUAAACGAAUACAAAUUAAAUAGCGCUUUUUCUCCCGUGCUCCAGGAAGAAGUGUUUUGGAUCGGACUUGCCAAAAUCACUACUUUGUUUUUCUUAUGGACGGUUUGGGUUACCUAAAAGUAGUCGCGACUUAACAGAGUUACGCAUCCCUACGUUACGUGAAGUUUGGAGAAGCGAGGCCCGAUCUCUUGACCCGUGGAGUACUCUCGAGUCUCUCUGGAUGGAUGGGUAUGGGGAGAGCAGGAUCUUACUACCCCGGGGCUGAGCGCCUCGUCUCUCCGGUACUACAUCUUCUAGUGCUGUGCACCCUCUCCUCUCUCACUCACCUAGGUGAGAGCCAGGUCCAGACUCCACAGUGCCGUAUCCAGAAGUGCACCACUGACUUCGUCUCUCUCACUUCCCAUCUUAACCCUUCACUAGAUGGCUUUGGUACUGAGUUCUGCAAGGCGCUGCGAGCCUAUUCCGCCUGCACCCAGCGCACGUCCAAGAGCUGCAGGGGAAACCUGGUCUUCCACUCUGCCAUGCUGGGCAUCAGUGAUCUCAUGAGCCAGAGGAACUGCUCCAAGGACGGGCCAACAUCGUCUGCUCAUCCCGUCAUCCCCAUUGAGCCAUGCAACUAUCACAGCCGCCAUCACCAAGCAAUUCGGCCCGGGACAGGGACUGGGGCUCCAGAGCACCCACGACCAACCUACCUGUUCUGUGGCCUGUUUGGGGACCCUCAUCUUAGGACUUUCAAAGACCAUUUUCAGACCUGUAAGGUUGAAGGGGCAUGGCCUCUCAUUGAUAACAAUUACCUGUCAGUGCAGGUCACAAAUAUUCCAGUGGUAUAUGAAUCCAGUGCCACAGCAACCAACAAGAUCACAAUAAUCUUCAAACCAUACCAAGAAUGCACGGACCAGAAGGUCUACCAGGCCGUAACAGACGACCUUCCAGCUGCUUUUGUGGAUGGCACCAUAAGCGGGGGCGAUAGCGAGACCCGCAGCAUCUGGAUCCUGGAGAAGUCGCCAGGUCGGCACGUAGAGAUCCACGCCACAUACAUCGGUGUCACCAUAAUCAUACGCCAGCAGGGCCGUUACCUGACGCUAGCCGUGCGCAUGCCAGAAGAGCUCGCCAUGGCCUUCGACGAAACGCAGGACCUGCAGCUUUGCAUGAACGGUUGCCCCACUUCAGAACGUAUCGACCAAGAGGGACAUCUUCAGCUGCCCAUGCUGGGCCUCCAGCAGGCCAGCUUUCAGCAGCAGGCGAGGGUCGAAGCCCAGAGAGGGGUGUUCACCCUCGAAAGCGCCUCCAGGAAGUGCAGGGAGCAACUGGAGGUUAAGGACAUCUAUUUCCACUCCUGCGUGUUUGACCUGCUCACCACAGGAGAUGCGAACUUCACCGCUGCCGCCUACAACGCCCUGAAGGACAUGGAGACUCUGCACCCCAAGAGGGAGCACUGGCAUAUUUUUCCUAACUCAGCCCCUGGGCUGAGGCCGUUUUCAUUGCUCCUCAAUGCACUGCUAACCGGCUUCCUCAUCACUGUGCUUUUAUAAGGUGUACAGUGUUUUGAUAACUGUUUCGAAGAAGAAAAAGACAAAACGAGACUGUAAAAAGUCAGUACUCUGGGUAAAGAGUACUUUGUAUAUACUGUCUGUGCGGAGAAUGAAUGUUCUAACCUUCAUUAGACUGUACAUUUUGUGUAAAUCAUGUUUUCAAGAGAGCUGAAUAUUGUAGAUUUUUGUGAGUGAAUUUUUUGAGAUUUCCUGUUUUUGUCCUCAGGAGAGGAAAUCUUAAUGGAAGCACUUUAUUUUAUUUUAUUAUUAUUAUUUUAUUUUUUUGGUUCUUGCAACUAGAAAACUGUUCCACGGAACCAGUGCUCAAUAAUCUUACACUCGGCGCUUUUUCUUUGAUACAUUUCUGUAGGUCUCUAUACAAAUGGUACUUACCUCACCAUCUUGUUCUUGUAGAACCGUUUUAAAAAAAAUUCACAAUGUGGCUGGCGUAGUGAUUGUGUGAUAGAGGUUUAAAGAAGGAUCAUAUUGACUAGACUUUCACUUUAUCUGUAUUUUUAGUUAAUUACUCAGCUGUUGAAGAAUUCAGGCAAAUGCAGCAGACGAAGGUUGAAGUGCACUUAAUUCAGAAAUUCAAGUGGAAAUUUUUCUGUUGUUGAAUAUUGGAAUUGUAUUGGGAGUUUGGUCCAUUUUAUAAAUGACAAUCAGAAUUUCUUUUGUUUGGUGCAAAGUCUACCUAAUGUACGAACACAAAACAUCAAUCGUGAAGAGUGCACCAAAAUAUUUAUGCUAAAAGUUUCAUCUAAUUUCAUACUGAGUGACUCUCAUUGAGUGAACUGGAAAAUGGAUGUUGCAUAAGUGUUAUUCUCAUUCCUAGUCGCACAAACGGACUUCUAGAAUGGCUUCUCGCAAGAUUAGAUUUAUUAGCUUUGUCCCUUUGCCAAACAAAUAUUGACUAUCUGUUCAAAGUGUCAAGUUCCCUCACGUUCUUGUUUUAUCCUUGACCAAAGAUAUGACGCAGAAGCAACACAUAUCAGAUCUUUUGCCAGACGUACUGUGUGCUUCCCUAUACAUUUUAUUUGGCCAAAAGCGAUGGUGUGGUAUUAGGGCCUUUCGCACCGCGGGAACCUAGUG